AUGUCUGGCUUGCAAGAGAUAGCCGCCAUCGUAGGGAUUGCAGAUGCAGGUUUUCGAAGUAUAUCUGCACUGUACGAUUUUCUGUCAAGCUUGAGGACUGCUCCUGCUGAAAUCGCAACACUGCGCAACCACAUCAGCACGCUUCAGCGGACUCUGUCGGUCUUGAGCUCGGUCAAGGGGUCCAACGUCCGUACGCAGGAUCUCACGAGACAGGUUGGGCUUCCGCACGCCAUAGACAGCUGUGGACAGGCCUGCGAUAAACUCCGUAAAGAUCUGGAAAGGUGGACGAAGUCUGGAAGCAGCAAUUGGAAAGCGCAAAUUCAAUUUCGCUGGCACCGCAAAUUGGUCGAAGCUGCGCUUGCUGAGAUCGGCCACGCGAAAGAGACGACUCUGCUCGCGGUGGUCGUUACACAGUUGUGUCUACAACUCCAAGGCCCAAUCUCCGAAAACCAGAUCACUGCGCUAGUCAGUGAGGCCAGGAUCACGAUCAACACCAUGAGUCCUUCGAACACCCAGUCCAACUUCUCGGGACAAGGCUUCACCGUUGGCUCGACAGCAGUCAAGACCGAGACCAAGCAAGAUCCAUCUGCAAACCCACCAGGCCGCUUAGAUGCUGACCAACAGAGUCGCCUUCAAACAAUGAUCGAUUUGGCCAGAAACAAAGCUUACGGCGAGAAUAACGCCAUUGGGGCAGACAAAGCCAAGAUAGCUGACGGGAGUUUGAAGUCUGUUGCGAUUACUGACAACGAUGCGAAUGGGACGAACAAUCGAAUCGGAGUGUGGUGA
Messenger RNA from Saxophila tyrrhenica, 786 nucleotides. RefSeq lists its product as uncharacterized. The record is from RefSeq and is a predicted model, not a curated record. The transcript is spliced from 2 exons. NCBI's taxonomy places the organism in Eukaryota, Fungi, Ascomycota, Dothideomycetes, Mycosphaerellales, Extremaceae. The coding region runs from base 1 to 786 and encodes 261 amino acids.